UCUUCUUUUUAUACUUCUUUCUUCAGCGAAAGAAAGAUAUGUUUGGUUUAAGAAGUUUCAGUCAAAAGCUUUUCAUAUACCAGAGAAACACCAUUCUUCAACCUACAUUACUCAUGGCUACUGCUUCAUUCAGUCCCUCUAGUCCUUCGAGUAAAAGAAGAGCUUACGACUCUCCCCCCGUUAGUUUCACUCGAAAGCGUGUUGGUACUCACAAUGGCAGCUUUCACUGUGAUGAAGCACUUGGUUGUUUCAUGAUUCGUCUCACUGAUAAAUUCUUUGAUGCUGAAGUCGUUCGUUCAAGAGAUCCACAGGUUUUGGAUACACUUGAUGCAGUUCUUGAUGUUGGUGGUGUGUAUGAUCCAAGUACAGAUCGUUAUGAUCAUCACCAGAAAGGGUUUCAAGAGGUUUUUGGUCAUGGGUUUACUACUAAACUCAGUAGUGCUGGACUUGUAUACAAGCAUUUUGGUAUGGAGAUAAUUGCAAAGGAGCUACAGGUUGAUCAAGGACACCCAGAUGUGCAUCGAUUAUUUCUAGCUAUUUAUAAAAGUUUUAUGGAGGCAAUUGAUGCUAUUGACAAUGGGAUUAAUAGGUAUGAUACGGAUCUUCCUCCAAGAUACGUGAAUAACACAGGUCUUUCUGCCAGAGUUGGAAGGCUUAAUCUGGACUGGGUCGAUCCUGAUCAGUCAGCUGAGAGAGAGAAUGAGGCCUUUCAUCGUGCAAUGGCUCUUGCUGGUAGUGAAUUCCUAGAGAAUGUCCGGUUUCACGCAAAAUCAUGGUUACCUGCACGAUCUAUUGUUUUGGAGUGCCUUGCUGCAAGACACGAAGUUGACCCCAGUGGAGAAAUCAUGACGCUGAAAAAUUUCUGCCCCUGGAAGCUUCAUCUACAUGAACUCGAGGAGGAGAUGAAGAAUGAUCCUCUCGUCAAAUAUGUUCUUUACCAGGAUGAAAGGAGUCAAAGCUGGAGAAUUCAAGCUGUAGGAGUAUCUCCUGAUAAAUUUGAAAGCCGAAAGGCUCUCCCAGCUCAGUGGAGGGGUUUGAGAGAUGAAGAGCUAUCCAAGGAGGCUGGAAUUCCAGAUUGCGUGUUUGUUCAUAUGAGCGGGUUUAUUGGUGGAAACAAAACUUACGAGGGAGCUUUAGCCAUGGCAAGAGCUGCUUUGAAGCUGUAGAUCUUCCUAGUAUGAUCGUGGGUGCAUUGGGAUUUUUAACUGACAAUUGCCACUCAUGAUGGUUCAUAUGCUGCCAUUGACUCGUUUUUAUAAGUAUUAACCAUGUUGAAUUACUUGAGAUUGUUGAUCUGAACCAAACUGUAUUCCGGCUAUUCACAUUAUUAUUACUGUGGUUUACAGAGAUUGUUUACUGAGGUUAUUUACAGAGAUUGUUUACUGAGGUUAUAAGU
Papaver somniferum (opium poppy) is the source of this 1396-nucleotide messenger RNA. RefSeq names its product UPF0160 protein-like. Bases 39 to 1166 code for a protein of 375 amino acids. The record is from RefSeq and is a predicted model, not a curated record. The transcript has 7 exons. Lineage: Eukaryota; Viridiplantae; Streptophyta; Magnoliopsida; Ranunculales; Papaveraceae. Gene Ontology annotation, cellular component: cytoplasm; nucleus.